AUGACGUCGGAGCGUUCUCGAAUCCCGUGUCUCUCGGCUGCUGCUGCCGAAGGAACAGGGAAAAAGCAACAAGAAGGAAGAGCAAUGGCGACACUGGAUCGCAAAGUGCCCAGUCCGGAGGCGUUUCUGGGCAAACCCUGGUCCUCCUGGAUCGACGCCGCCAAAUUACACUGCUCCGACAAUGUAGAUUUAGAAGAGGCUGGAAAAGAGGGUGGAAAAAGCAGGGAGGUUAUGAGGCUUAAUAAAGAAGAUAUGCACUUAUUUGGCCAUUAUCCAGCACAUGACGACUUCUAUCUCGUAGUGUGCAGUGCCUGUAAUCAGGUCGUCAAGCCACAAGUUUUCCAGUCGCACUGCGGAGCCCUGUUGAUACGAUUCAGCAAAUGCCAACAAAGCAUUUACUUUCCCAAGGGAGAAAGCAAGACAACAAGAGAAAUGCAAGCAUCUCCCGGAGAGGACGCAGAGCAGCCAAGCCCUAGAGAAGCAUCAGGUGGGAGAAUGGGCAGUGCAGAAGAUAUGCACAACCUCUGAAAGACCACGGAGACUGGCCUUGCCUGGAGAAGGCUUCCUGGAAGAGGAGACUCCAGCAGACCCCUGAAGUGUGGACAAGCUUCCAUGUACUGCAAAUUCGUGAGCACACUCUGGUGAUAGGGUCUAGUGAGGAAAUGGGCUUGCAGAGCAGGGGGCACCUGUGGGGUUCUUCUCUCCAUUUCCACCACCACCACCUGGUCCAAGCUGCCAUCACUUCUCACCUGGACAACUGCAAAAGCCUUCCAGCUGUUUCCUCUGCUUCCACUCUUGCUCCUCUACAAUCCAUUCUGCACACCAAAGUCAGAAUCAGAGUCCAAGUUAACCAUGUCAUUCUCUUGACUUGUGGCUUCCCAUUGCUCUUAAGCUAAAAGUAAAAAAAAAAAAAAAAAAAAAAAAUCAUUCUCAUGGCUUCAAGGUCAUGUAUGGUCUGGACCACAUCCUGUGCCAGGCUCCCUUUCACUCUCUAUAUGCCAGUUAAGAUGGCCUUCAAAAUUUCAGCACAUUGGGUCUUCUCGUCACAGGGCCUUUGCACAUGCUUUGCCCUUUCUAUAUGUGAUUUUUUUUUCUUUCAUCCUCUCUUUCCAAAGCUAUCUCUGAUUCAUCCUCCAGAAUGCAUCUUAAUGAUUACUUCCUCCUGGAAAACUUCCUAAUUUUCAUAACUAGAUUAACUCUCCCUCAUGUGUUGAAAACAAAUAUUGAUUGUAUGAAUAUGUGUUUAAUGUCUGUCUCCCCAACGAUGCCACAAGUUCUAUGAGAGUAGGGAUUCAGAGCAUCCCUCAGAGCACAGCACAGCCUCAAUAAAUAUGGGUUGAUUGGAUCAUGGUAAUUGGGAACAUAGACACUGGUAGAAAAAUUAUACUUGACCAGUAUGUAGGGAGGUACCAUUAUGAAUUCUUAAGAGAAUGAAAACCUGAGUUCAUGUCCAGACCCUGCCACCCACUGGCUGUACUAUUUGAAUAAAUCACAGAUCCUCUUAGAGUCUGUUUCCUCAUCUAUAAAAUGGGGAUAUUUACAGCCAUUUCAUGUGGUUAUAACAAGAACUUAAUGAAAUCAUAUAUAUAAAAGCAUUUCUUAAAGUGUAAAACUAGGCACCAAUAUACCUUGUUGUUUUUCCCCAUACCUAGUACAUUGAGUUAUUGAACAUGCAUGGAUGGAUGGAUGGAUGGAUGGAUGGAUGGGUAGAUGGAUGGAUAGAUGGACAUCUUAACAGUUAGAGAGCCAGAACAGUGAGAGGAGGAGUACCCGGCCUGGGGAUAGCAUGACGGAUGCCAACAGAGGAGAGAAUUUCAGGAAGAGGGUGGAGGCUUGUUGAUCCGCCCCCCAGAGUCACAUACAUAGAGGGGGCAGGGAGACCGAGGGGACACUCACUCAACAGGGCCAGAAGGAAGUCACUGGUGACUUCAGGGCAAUUCCUUCUCAGUCUUUUCAUGUUGUCUGUGCUUUCAAUGACAUGCCUUAAUUGUAACUUAAUCACUUUACUGAUUUUUAUCUUUUGGGGGAAAUCAAAUUGAUUUGCACAUACGGCAAAAUUGGUGAGAGGACUCCAGCUGCUGCCAGCAGGUGCUGACAAGUGAAGAAGUGAACCUCUGAGCAUAAGAAAACACACUGAACAUUUAUUUUAAUAAGGCCUAGAAACCUUCGUUAUUUAAUAAAUUGCCAUGGAUAAUUGGUUUCA
Messenger RNA from Marmota flaviventris (yellow-bellied marmot), 2203 nucleotides. The record is from RefSeq and is a predicted model, not a curated record. NCBI's taxonomy places the organism in Eukaryota, Metazoa, Chordata, Mammalia, Rodentia, Sciuridae.